AUGCAGACCAAGCCAGAGCAGCAGCUAGCUGAGGACGCGGUCCUAGAUUGUGACAUCUCUGAUCUCGAUCUAGAGGAUACAAAGGACGUGUCACAGAUUGACUCGGAGUCUGACGCCGAACGUGCGCCCCCCGAGUAUUCAUCGCAUCACAGCAGGCAGAGCGACGAGACGGACAGCUCGGACGGCACUUGGGACUCUGAUUGCUCGGACUCGAUGUAUUCUUACAGCGAGGAGUCCGACGCGUCCCGUGCGUCUGAUAACAGUAGUGAGUUUAGUGACACAGAUGAGGGCAGCGAUACCUCAGAUGCCAACGAAUAUGACGAUAGCAUGUUGCUCUAG
Messenger RNA from Exserohilum turcica Et28A, 339 nucleotides. RefSeq lists its product as uncharacterized. The coding region runs from base 1 to 339 and encodes 112 amino acids. The transcript is spliced from 2 exons. NCBI's taxonomy places the organism in Eukaryota, Fungi, Ascomycota, Dothideomycetes, Pleosporales, Pleosporaceae. The record is from RefSeq and is a predicted model, not a curated record.